Messenger RNA from Fusarium poae, 552 nucleotides. RefSeq lists its product as uncharacterized. The transcript is spliced from 3 exons. The coding region runs from base 1 to 552 and encodes 183 amino acids. The record is from RefSeq and is a predicted model, not a curated record. NCBI's taxonomy places the organism in Eukaryota, Fungi, Ascomycota, Sordariomycetes, Hypocreales, Nectriaceae.
AUGGAACUUGAUGAUUAUACUCCUGCAUCUUCCGGGUGGAAACAUUGCAUUCAAAGCCAUGAUCGAAGCAUGAGACCCGUCAGUAUAUGCUGCCCAGGUGUCUUUGCCGGCGUUCAGACUGGAGCAGAAAUUUACUUUCUCGCCAUUGCCACAAGAAGUGUUUUCCUGGCUGCAGUGGAGGAGGAGGAGGAGGAGGAGGAGGAGGAGGAGGAGGUUGAUAGUGACGAUACUGGCUGUUAUGCUGGUACCCUCUGGGAUCAAACUGUGGUUGGGGAGGUAUCCUAUACGAUCCCCACGGUCCAUGGCUAUUACCAUUGCCGUUUCCAUAUUGUGGAUUAUGAUAUCUGUAAUCCUGCACUCCUGGGCCCUGAUAUCCCGAGUUCUGGUGUCCUUGACUCUGCAAGUAGUCUGGCAUUUCGAACCCAUGGCCGACUGGAGUUUCUCCUCUGGAAGCACCGUAUCCAUCACCACCAAGAUGAUGAGGCUGUGACCGCCUGCCGUGCGGGUUGUACCGGUCUCUACCGCUGUUUGCUCUUCUUUCUCGGGCCCUAG